GUAAUGAUUUUGAUCAACAUCAAUGGGAUUCAGCAAAAAUAUAUGAAAAAUAUAAUAAAAGCAAAAAAAUAAAGGCAAAGAAUCUGCCUCAAGGUCUACACUACAAAAAAAAACAUAAAAACCAAACAUUAAAUGAAGAUUCUACAUCAACUCUAACUAUGGUUCCUAUAGCUCAAGAACAAGACAAUUUUAUUGAAUGGGAAAACAAGAAACUUGAAUUGCAACAAAAAAGCUUGGAAGUUCUUAGAGAAGAAAUUUCCUUAUGUGAAAAGCUUAAUAGUUUAAAAGAAUUAUAA
Molecule: messenger RNA, 296 nt
Organism: Dentiscutata heterogama
Lineage: Eukaryota; Fungi; Glomeromycota; Glomeromycetes; Diversisporales; Gigasporaceae
Source: the annotation of a GenBank genome assembly